AUUGUUUUAAGUGCGGUAUUCGUUAGGUGUGUAAGCAAGCACACGCGCGCGCGCGCUCGCCAGUCCAGCUUGUAAUGUUUGUUCCGUACAGUGAGAAUUGCGCCUCGAUAUAAUCACUGGCAUCGCUUGUCUUUCGUUUAGUAUCUGUUAUGUUAUGCAUCCAUGCGGGUGCUCGAAAACGCGUUCUGAUUCGAUGUCAAUCAUUUUUUAUUUCAUUUAUAACUAGAUUGCGAGCCCACACAUUUUUGUAAUUGAAUAGAGGAGAGAAAAAAAAACACGGUGAAAAUAUUGAACGGCGAAAUUGAUUUUUUUUACAGUGCAAUUUAGAAGCAAAUACGCUCUCAACUGUGAACCGAAACGGAAAAAAAUUGAAAAAAAUUUGUGUGUCUUUUUGUAGAUUGUAAAAGGGAGCCUAUUCAGUGUGACACAAUAUUGUGUGAUUUAUUAUAAGUACACACCAAAAAAUUAUGUAGAAUGCUCUAGCCAAAUCGAAUGAAAUUCAAAUCAAAUAAUCGCAACAAAGUGUGAAUACAAUCUAUACCAAUCUGCUUUUACUGCUCAUCUUGGGGACUGAAAAUCGAAGAAAAUGGUCGUGUAUCAAGUGCUAGAACGAGCCUAUCAACACGAGCUUAUGGUUUUCGUCGUCAUGAUGAUCAUCAGCGCAAUUCUGUAUGCCUUAUCCGAUUAUCUUAAGGCUGUUGUGCUCUGUUUUAAGCUCAGAGGACCUCCCGCUUUAUUCUUAAUCGGCAACAUACUGGCGAUAAAAGACAAAGACAUGUUGGAAAAGUAUGUUAAGUCGGCUGACAUACUGUAUGGCCGACUGAUCCGUGUAUGGGUGUUAUUAUUUCCAUUUUUUGCCAUCACACAUCCCGAAGAUCUGCAAACGGUACUCUCGUCACGAAAGCACACCGAAAAAAUAUUCUUCUAUAAAUUGCUGCAUAAUUUCCUUGGAAAUGGAUUGAUAACCAGUUCAGCCGAUAAAUGGAACCUGCACCGGCGACUAAUUCAACCGACAUUCCAUGUUAAUACACUGGAACAAUUCCUUGGGACUUUCAUCGACGCCUCGAAUGUACUGGUACAACGAUUGAAAAGCGGUCCCGCCCAACUCAACAUAACUCAAUUGGUCAACCAAUGUGUUAUUGAUAUUCUGAACGAAUCGGUUCUCGGUGUUCCAAUACUGAAGGAGAAUGGCAUCAACAUGGAUAAUUCACCGUUUAGACAAGGUAAGGUGGUGAUGCCACUUCGAAUCGCGAAACCAUGGUUGUUGCUCGAUUGGAUUUAUAAGUUAACCGAAACCGCAACAAACGAAUUAGAUCAAAAGCGAAAGUUGGACGAUUUUACAAAAAAGAUGAUAAACAUUCGCCGUGAUGCACUCAACAAAGGUGAAGUUCCGGAACGAAAAUGUUUGUUAGAUUUUAUGCUUGAAAUAUCGAAGAAUAAUCCACUGUUUACGGACGAUGACAUUGUGAAUGAGGCUUGCACAUUCAUGUUGGCUGGCCAAGAUAGCGUUGGAGCUGCGACAGCAUUUUGUAUAUUUUUGCUGGCUACACAUCCGGAAAUCCAGCAAAAAUGCAUGGACGAAUUGAAUGACAUUUUCGAAGAUGAUAAUCGUAUGCCAACGAUGAAAGACAUUCGUGAAAUGCGCUAUUUGGAGCAAUGUAUUAAAGAAACUCUGCGAUUGUAUCCAAGCGUGCCACUGAUCGCACGGCGACUAACGGAAGAUAUCCGGUGUGGCAAAUACACCGUACCAAGCGGUAGUAACAUUCUGAUAUUCCCAUAUGCAACGCAUCGUUUGAGCUCAAUUUAUCCGAAUCCGGAGCGCUUUGAUCCCGAUCGCUUUUCACCUGAACAAAGUGAGAAGCGCCAUCCAUAUGCGUUUAUACCAUUCAGCGCUGGUCCAAGAAACUGUAUCGGCUAUAAAUUCGCCUUUAUCGAGAUAAAAACAGUCAUUUCGACGAUUUUGAGAGAAUUCGAACUAUUGCCGAUCGAAGGGAAAACCAAAAUUAAUCCCAUCUUUAGGAUAACAGUGAGGGCGUCUGGUGGACUUCACAUAGAGUUGAAACCACGCAAAUCUGCAACAAAUUCAAAUACCUGAACACAUCUGAAUAUUUCAAUUAUUCUGUUUUAGACUAGACACAUAGUUAAGUUUUGAGUUUUUUUUUCUUCUUUAGCAUGUAGGCUACCGACAUUGAGCAGACAGAACAACUGAAUAUUCUGAGUUUCAGAGAGAUUAAGUUAAAGCGAACGAAGUAUAUUUAAUGUCUCUUUUUUUUGUUGUUGCACAAAGAGUCACAAAGAUUCACUUUGUUUGUUGCGUCGUGACUUGUGGUUUAUUACCUAUUGUUUCAUCAAAACAUUUUGAAUAAUGACGCCCUUUCCCAACUCAUUCAUUUUUUUAGGCAUCACAAUUUCUGUCACGAAAUUUUUUGUAUGAAAAAUAAAAUAAUUUUCCAAAAAAAAAAAA
Molecule: messenger RNA, 2464 nt
Organism: Sitodiplosis mosellana (orange wheat blossom midge)
Lineage: Eukaryota; Metazoa; Arthropoda; Insecta; Diptera; Cecidomyiidae
Gene: Cyp4aa1
Product: probable cytochrome P450 4aa1
Exons: 8
Coding region: 587-2095 (502 amino acids)
Molecular function (GO): heme binding; monooxygenase activity; oxidoreductase activity, acting on paired donors, with incorporation or reduction of molecular oxygen
Source: RefSeq, a predicted model, not a curated record